GAAAAAACUGGGGCAUAACAUCUUCUUUCUGGAGAAAAUUGGGGCUAUAACAUUAUAUAUAUAGUGGGGUCGGCGUUCCUUUCUUCUUUUUUUUUUUCAUUCAAACAUGUCAGAUUUGGAGUCCAAGCAAGAACUGUCACUCAGAUGGUAUGAUAGGAAGAUCCUUCCAUUCAUGCCCGCUUAUUCCCUGUCGAUGUUCCAGGUAGUCGUAUUGUCGUUGGUUUGUUUUAUGACCACCGGGAUGUAUAACGCGUUGACAGGUAUCGGAGGCUCUGGUAUCACCAUCGGUGUUGCAAACAAUGGAAGCACUGCUUUGUAUAUUGUCUUCUGUGUUUGGGGGUUCUUUUCUGGAUAUCUUUGUAACAUGAUCGGCGUCAAACUUGCUUUGUGCAUUGGCUCUUGUGGGUACUGUUUGUACUCGGGUGCAUUAUCAACCAAUCCCGGUGGGGCAGAAGCAUUCAUCUAUGCAUCAUCAGCCAUUCUUGGAGCUUGUGCUGGAACAUUAUGGAGUGCACAAGGAAGUAUUAUGAUGUCGUAUCCACCGGAGGAGAAAAAAGGCAGAGCCAUCAUGAUCUUCUGGGUAAUCUUCAACUUGGGAGGGGUUGUCGGAUCUGCCAUCAGUCUUGGAAACAAUUUGAAAAAUAAUGAGAGCACAGCUACCGACUCCACUUACGCUGUGUUCAUCGCAUUAAUGGGGUCAGGUCUCCUCUUUGCAUUGGGUAUUCUCCCGGCUCAUAAGGUAUGGAAAUACGACGUGGGAGAAGAACGGGUGGUACUGUACCAGUAUCCACACUGGAAAUCCGAGUUGGCGUCGAUGUUUCGGAUGCUCUACAAAGAGCCUAAAAUAUACUUAAUGUUCCCGAUGUUUUUCGCAUCCAAUUGGUUCUAUACCUACCAUUUUAACGACGUCAAUGCUGCUCGGUUCAACAUCCGUACCCGGUCCCUCAACUCAUUACUCUACUGGUUGAGUCAGAUGGUUGGAGCCUUUGGUUUUGGCUUAGUGCUAGACUGGGAGCGAUUCAACCGUAAAACGAGGACCAAAAUUGCUUGGGGUAUUCUUAUGGCACUCACUUUGGCAAUUUGGGGUGGAGGGUUGAAGUUCCAAUUGCAGUACACGCGUGAGUCGGUGAUGCAUAUGGAACUCUACGACUACAAACACCGGGCAUAUAUUGGGCCCAUGUUUUUGUACAUUUUCUAUGGGAUGUAUGAUGCAAUCUUCCAGAACUUCAUCUACUACUUGCUCGGAGCAAUCAGUAACAAUCCCAAAAAAACGGCCAUUUACGGAGCUUUUUAUAAAUCGAUUCAGCUGGCAGGUGCAGCUAUUAUGUGGAGGUUAGAUUACUACGAAAUCCCCUAUAUUAACAUGUUUGCCAGUUGUUGGGCUCUUUGUGCUGGGUCCGUGAUGAUCGCAUUUCCUUUGGCAUUCUUUAUGAUUCAGAACCAUACAGACGUUGAAGAUGAUGAUUUGAACGGAGAAAUGGUUAUGAAACAAGCCGAUAUUAGUUGUAUAGAAAACACCAGCUCUACCACGGAGAAAUAAAUAUAAUAAACGUCCGGGACAAAAGGGAACACCUGCUGAGGUGGGAAAAGGAGGUGUCAAU
Messenger RNA from Yamadazyma tenuis ATCC 10573, 1601 nucleotides. Lineage: Eukaryota; Fungi; Ascomycota; Pichiomycetes; Serinales; Debaryomycetaceae. The record is from RefSeq and is a predicted model, not a curated record.